AUGGCGCUGUUCUCCUCCCCUGUAGUGCUAUUCGCACUUCCGGCGUUCGUGAUCUACUACAUCGUCUCAACUUUCCUCGCCCGUCGCCGCAUUCUUCUCUUCGCCAAGACAAACGGCGCAACUUUUCCCAAGCACUUUUCCUCGAAACUUCCCUUCGGCAUCGACUAUGUCUGGCACACCCUCAAGGUCGUGCGCAGCGGCGGCGACAUCCUCGACGAUGUCAUUGCCGAAAAGUUCAAGAAGUGCGGCGACACCUUCAGCACCACGGGCUUCUUCGGCCCUGAUGAGGUGAACACCAUAGACCCAGUCAACAUCCAGGCCAUCCUCGCGACAAAGUUCCGUGACUUUGAGCUCGGCCCGCGCAGAAUCGCGCAGUUCAAGCCGUUGGAGGGCAAUAACAUCUUCACCCACGAUGGGCCCUUCUGGGAACACUCGAGAUCUCUCUUCCGACCGCAGUUCUCGCGGGAGAACAUCAACGACCUUGAGGGUACGGAACGUGCCGUGCAAGCUCUGCUCCGGGCCCUGCCUCUUGUUGGUCAGAAGACUGAUGACGAUGGCCUGUCUGUUGAUAUUAUGCCCUUGAUCUUCCGUUUCACGCUCGACACCGCGACCGGCUUCCUCUUUGGCGAAAGCGUCGACUCACAAACGGCCGCUGCGACGGGCAAGAUGUCGACAUCAACAAGCGCGGCGACAGCUAUGGCGGCUGACCAGGCGGGCAGCGACAUGUCCUUUGCCUCGGCCUUCCACGAGGCGCAGAUGUACAUCGUCAUGCGCGCCCGGCUGCAGGGCUUGUACUUUCUGGCACCCAGCAGCGUGGGCAAUAAGUCCAUUGACUACAUCCGCCGGUAUGUCGACCACUAUGUCCAGCUAGCUCUCAAGCGCGCGAAGCCGUCGGCGGACAAGUUCAGCUUGCUGGAUACCCUCGUGGAGCAGACGCGGGACCGCGGGGAGCUGCGGGACCAGAUCCUCGGGAUGCUGCUGGCGGGUCGAGAUACCACGGCGACGCUGCUCUCGUGGGUCAUGCUGAUGCUUGCGCGGCACCCGGUCGUGUUCAAGAGGCUUCGGGAGGAAGUGGUGGCGGAGUUUGGGGAGUACUCUGAGAACCCCGAGGGUGUUGACUUUGCGACGCUCAAGUCAUCACAGUAUCUUCAAUUUGUACUGCGGGAGACGUUGAGAGUGUACAAUGUCGUGCCACUUAACAGCCGGUAUGCGGCUCGGGAUACGGUCUUGCCUAGAGGUGGCGAAGCCGAUGGGUUGUCGCCCAUCGUGAUCAAGAAGGGACAGACGGUCACGUUUGUGCCGUAUCUGCUGCAUCGGCGCUCGGAUGUUUGGGCGGAUGCGAUGGAGUUUAAGCCGGAGCGAUGGGAGGGGGUUCGACUGGAUUGGAAUUAUAUCCCGUUCAGCGGGGGCCCGAGGAUCUGCUUGGGACAACAAUUCGCCCUUACAGAAUCUGCCUAUCUCUUGGUGAGACUCAUCCAGAGGUUCAAGAGCAUGGACUGGAUCGGGGCACAAGGCGAGCCGAGAAAGGAUAUUCAUUUCACCAUGGCUCCUAGAGAUGGGGUCAGUGUUAAGCUCCAGUACGCCGAAUCAUAG
Messenger RNA from Colletotrichum phormii, 1593 nucleotides. Its product is annotated as cytochrome P450. Gene Ontology annotation, molecular function: iron ion binding; heme binding; oxidoreductase activity, acting on paired donors, with incorporation or reduction of molecular oxygen. NCBI's taxonomy places the organism in Eukaryota, Fungi, Ascomycota, Sordariomycetes, Glomerellales, Glomerellaceae. The coding region runs from base 1 to 1593 and encodes 530 amino acids. The transcript is spliced from 2 exons. The record is from RefSeq and is a predicted model, not a curated record.